Apodemus sylvaticus (European woodmouse) is the source of this 3705-nucleotide messenger RNA. It is a transcript of the gene Ugcg, whose product is annotated as UDP-glucose ceramide glucosyltransferase. Gene Ontology annotation, biological process: glucosylceramide biosynthetic process. The transcript is spliced from 9 exons. Lineage: Eukaryota; Metazoa; Chordata; Mammalia; Rodentia; Muridae. Gene Ontology annotation, cellular component: membrane. The record is from RefSeq and is a predicted model, not a curated record. Bases 62 to 1246 code for a protein of 394 amino acids. Gene Ontology annotation, molecular function: ceramide glucosyltransferase activity.
UCCCGCGGCAGCGCUGUCCGCGGCGGCCGGAGCGGGCCGGGCCGGGCCAGCGGGCCGGGGGAUGGCGCUGCUGGACCUGGCCCAGGAGGGAAUGGCCUUGUUCGGCUUCGUGCUCUUCGUGGUGCUGUGGCUGAUGCAUUUCAUGUCCAUCAUCUACACCCGGUUACACCUCAACAAGAAGGCAACAGACAAACAGCCGUAUAGCAAGCUCCCUGGUGUGUCUCUUCUGAAACCACUAAAGGGGGUGGAUCCUAACCUAAUCAACAACUUGGAGACAUUCUUUGAACUGGAUUAUCCCAAAUAUGAAGUACUCCUUUGUGUCCAAGACCAUGAUGAUCCAGCCAUUGACGUGUGCAAGAAACUGCUCGGAAAAUACCCAAAUGUUGAUGCUAGAUUAUUUAUAGGUGGCAAAAAGGUUGGCAUUAAUCCUAAAAUUAAUAAUUUGAUGCCCGGAUAUGAAGUUGCAAAAUAUGAUCUCAUAUGGAUUUGUGAUAGCGGAAUAAGAGUCAUUCCAGACACAUUAACUGACAUGGUCAAUCAGAUGACAGAGAAAGUGGGGUUGGUCCACGGGCUGCCAUACGUAGCGGACAGACAAGGCUUUGCUGCUACCUUAGAACAGGUAUAUUUUGGAACUUCACACCCAAGAUCCUACAUCUCUGCCAAUGUAACUGGCUUCAAGUGUGUGACGGGGAUGUCUUGUUUGAUGAGGAAAGAUGUGCUAGAUCAGGCAGGAGGGCUGAUAGCCUUCGCGCAGUACAUUGCCGAAGAUUACUUCAUGGCCAAAGCGAUAGCCGACCGAGGUUGGAGAUUUUCAAUGUCGACUCAAGUUGCCAUGCAAAACUCUGGUUCAUACUCAAUUUCUCAGUUUCAAUCCAGAAUGAUCAGGUGGACCAAAUUGAGAAUUAACAUGCUUCCUGCUACAAUAAUUUGUGAGCCAAUUUCAGAAUGCUUUGUUGCCAGUUUAAUUAUUGGAUGGGCAGCCCACCAUGUGUUCAGAUGGGAUAUCAUGGUUUUCUUCAUGUGUCACUGCCUGGCAUGGUUUAUAUUUGACUACAUUCAACUCAGGGGUGUCCAGGGUGGCACACUGUGUUUUUCAAAACUUGAUUAUGCUGUGGCUUGGUUCAUCCGCGAAUCCAUGACAAUAUACAUUUUCUUGUCGGCAUUGUGGGACCCUACUAUAAGCUGGAGAACUGGUCGCUACAGGUUGCGCUGUGGAGGAACGGCAGAGGAGAUCCUGGAUGUGUAACAAGACCUUUGUGACUGACUGUACACAGCACAGAAUGGAAGUGUUAUAAAUUAUGUUUAUAGAGACACUUUCAAGGACCUACCUUCAGUGGUUUAUCACAUGUAUGUUUUGGUAUCUGCUCUUUAAUUUAUUUGCAUGGCACUUGGAUCUGUGAAAAGCAAAAAAAACAAAAAACAAAAAACAAAAAAAAAAAAACAAACACACACACACACACAAAACACGUCUGUAGUCUUGGCCAAAUAGUAUAUCUUGUGGAAGUAGAGAAUCAAGACAAUUGGUUCUAGGAAGUGGGGUUUGUUGUUAUUGUUGUUGUUGUUUAUUUUUUUAAACAAAUAAAUAUAUAUAUCUAAAUAUAUAUACACACACACAUAUACAGGACUGCUCUGCAGCAGACACUAUGACAGUAUCCUUCAGUACGGAAAGUUUCUUACCUGAGUUACUGGCUCUGAGAUCUGUGCGGGCAGAACAGCAGCUCCCUGAGAGGAGAAGGGGGCAGGUCAUGGCCUCCCCCAGGAGAGGUGAAUGUCGCCCAGGGAGGCGCCGACUGAGAAACUUUCUCAUGCUUUAUGCCUACCUCUUGUAGUUGUUGCAGAGCAAAUAGAAGUGAGAAGUUGUAAUACGGUAGCUAGGCCUUGCAAAAACAAGUGGAAAACUUUAAAAAAUAAUAAUAAUAAAAGAGCUGGAGUCUAGUAUUUAUAUAAAUCUGUGAGGAUUUUUUUUUUUUUUUUUUUGGUCUCAUUACAAUGAACCAAAAGUGGUUGAGAUUGGUUUUUAAUGGUAACCAUGAAUUGAAGGCAUCUUUUGGACCAACUGUUGUUGGUUCUGUCUUGAACCAUAUUAAUCACUGUGCUGUAAUUAGGAGAGCUGAAUCUUCCCUUCCCUGCUUCUCCCUCGCCCAGCCUGCCCCAUCCUUCCUGAGCUUUUUUCCAGGGGGGCGAUCUUGUACAAGUGUAAGUGGAUGUUUUAUAGUUGUAAGGAAAAUGCAUUUCAGACACACUUCACACAGGAGCUAUUUUCUUACCCAGUAUGUCUGUAUUGUUAAUAAGAAUGUAAUUUCAUGAUACAAGUAUUUAAUAUCUUUUUUUUUAAGUGAGUAAAAAAUAUUCUAGCUAUCGGCAAAUCCAUUGCAGUAGAGAAUUAGAGGCCAUGAUGAGGUUGACUCUUAAUCAAUCAGUAUCAAACUGAGUCUACCGUGUGUGUGUAUUGGUUUUUUGUUUUGUUUUGUUUCUUUUUUCUUUCUUUUUUUUUCUUUCUUUUUUUUUUUUUACUAUAACAGUCUAGUCUUAUUUAAAUUGGAUUUUGUAUUUAGUUUGUAUGACGAUAGACUAGGCCAGCCUAGCUGUGAAUGCAUGCUGCGCCUUCCUCUCCCCGUCCGCGGCUAAGCUUGCCCAUCAGCCCGUGCUCAACUUGUGGUGAACCGGACUUUUGUUUAAGAUGAGCAGAAGUGUAAGGGACAGUGCAUCGGCCUUUUCCCCGGCUUUUUAAGUCGGGUUUUGCUCAUCCUCCCGAACCCGAUGGCAUGCUGUCCGUCGAUGCUCGCUGUGCGUCCCAGCACUGUGGCAGCCUCAGCUCCUAUGGCUUCCAUCCCAGCACACAGUGUGUAGCCUGUUAGCAAUAACUUCCUGUUUAUAGAGAACAUUUUCAUCUUACUGAGCCAGUCCAUUUGCCUAAUGACUCUACAGACAGUCUAAAUUGCAAUAUAUCUGUAAAUGUGUAUAUACUAUAAAUACACAAUAUACUUACAUUUUUCUGGGCCAAACAGCGAUUCCUUUCUCCUCCCCCUCCCCUCCCCCUUGCCUUAUGAUGAAUUUGUUUGAAGGGCAUUUUCUUCAUGAGCGAAGGCUUGGAUGCAUAUUCCUCGUCGCUGUUGUUCUUUCUUUCUGUGAAAUGGGUACUAUGAUCCCCCGAGGAAAGCCGCGCAGUGAUAGCCAGUCUGGUCAUGACCCACUCCAUGUUCGCUUUUGCACAGUACUCCUUCCUGAGUCGAGUUUCGCUGAGCACGUUUGCUGUUUGUCAGUUUGUUUGUGGAGUUUGGCGGACGCCGCCCUUCUUUGCGCUGCUGAAGUGAAAUCUUGCUGACUCUUAAGCUUUUUUGUUGAUCUCAGUAUGGGCAAAGAAACAAAAUCCAAAUGGCUGGACAGAUUUCUGUAAAUAUUUUUUUUAAAAAAAAACAAAUGUUCUGUAUGUGUGUGUCUUAUGUGGUCAUGAAGUAUUAAAGCGAAGCUUCGAGUACGCAGAGAGUAACUCUUUUAUUUAGCAAGUUUGGAGUGAAGAUAAAAUAGUAAGAAAUACUGUAAAUGUCAAAGCACCACACCAGAACUGUAGGAGUCCAAAUUUAUAAUAAACUGUCUUUUUAAAAAGAAAACAAUUAUUAAGUGUCUAGAAUAUAUCAUGUUUUAUUAUUUAAAAUCAUUGUCUUAAGUUUUUUGUUGAGAGAAUAAAAAUUUGGAUACAAUCAA